AACCAAUAAUGAUUAUAAUGUUCCCAUCAAAUUAAUCAUCUUCCAAAUUACUCCAAUCUAAUUAAAAACCUUCAUCUCCCAUGGCGGCCAAGCCUUCUUCACAAACGGCCGCAUCCACCUGCACCAAAUGCCGCCGCAAAACUCCCCCUCUCCUCCUCCUCCUCCUCCCCGUCUCCGCCGCGCUCCUCCUCCUCCUCCUCCACCUCCACCUCACCACCUCCCCGGACCUCAUCCAUCAAUGGCGACGAGACCCAACCUGCAUCCAACGCCUCCGCGACGCCGUCACCUUCCUCCCCCUCAAGGACCUCCGCUUCGCCGGCAAGCCCCUCGACGGCCACACGUGGUUCAUGAGCUCCACGCGCGACGCCCACGAAGACGGCGAGGUCCAGUUUCAAGAAUUCCCUUCGAACGCAUCCAAAGCCCGAAUUCUCUGCCUCAAAGGCCGAGACACGCAUGAUGGGUCACGCAACUCGUACGCAUUGGCGUGGCCCCACGCCUUGCCGCCCGGGGCCGCCUUCCUCCGCGGCCUCGCCUUCGUCUCCUACAACCACUACGACUACGACAACAUGUGGCACGGCCUGUCCGCCGCCGUGCCCUUCGUCGCUUGGCACAUCCGCAGCGGCGGACGCUGCCCCUAUCAAGAUAUUACUCUGCGUCCGCCGCCGCCGCAGCGGUGGGUCCUAUACCACCACGGCGAGCUGAGGACGAGAGCGGGGCCGUGGCUGAGCACGCUGAUGGAGGCGGCCUUCGGGGGGCCGAUGAGCGUGGAGAGGUUCGACACAGUCGCCGGAGAUGGGACGGCUCCGGCGGCUUGCUUUGAGAGGGCGGUGGUGAUGAGGCAUAACGAAGGGGGAAUGUCGAGGGAGAGGAGGCUGCAGGUUUAUGAUUUCUUGAGGUGUAAGGCUAGGGUUUUCUGCAACGUGACAUCGUCGUCGGAGGAGGAGGGUGCUCCGGUGAUCGGCAUGACCUUGUUGAUGAGGAAUGGGGCUAGGUCGUUCAGAGACGAGGCGGCGGUCGUCGGAAUCUUCGGCAAGGCCUGCCGGGAGGUGGCGGGAUGCCGCCUCACGGUGGCUUAUGCAAAUAACCUCACCUUUUGUCAACAGGUGAAAUUAAUGAGCGUAACGGACGUAUUAGUGUCGCCGCACGGGGCUCAGCUGACCAACAUGUUCAUGAUGGAUAGAAACAGCAGCGUGAUGGAAUUCUUCCCAAAGGGGUGGCUCAACCUCGCCGGAAUCGGCCAGUACGUCUACCACUGGCUGGCCAAUUGGUCGGGGAUGAACCACCGGGGGGCCUGGCGGGACCCCGGUGGCGAGCCCUGCCCCUUCCCCGACAACGACCGCCGCUGCAUGUCCGUUUACAAGAACGCAAGAAUCGGACAUAAUGAGACCUACUUUUACGAAUGGGCGAUGAAUGUUUUGAGCGAUGUUAAGUUGAGGAAAGGCACAUCAAUCUAGCUAAGUUGAUUCAUGAAUUAAUUAAUUAAUUAAUUAAUUAAUUAAUUAAUACUUUGUUUUUAUUUAAAGUUCCAAGUUAUACUUGAUUAAUUGGUUGGA
This is a messenger RNA of Salvia miltiorrhiza (redroot sage), 1553 nucleotides long. RefSeq lists its product as uncharacterized. The coding region runs from base 81 to 1454 and encodes 457 amino acids. The transcript has 3 exons. The record is from RefSeq and is a predicted model, not a curated record. Gene Ontology annotation, molecular function: glycosyltransferase activity. Lineage: Eukaryota; Viridiplantae; Streptophyta; Magnoliopsida; Lamiales; Lamiaceae.